AUGUUUACUUUCCCCGGAACUGCGCGAAUCCACUGGCAUGGGAACGCCUCUCCCUGGAAUUCACAUGAAUUCACAUGGAAGUGGAGUUCACCACCUGUUUGUAGUGGAUUUCAUGGUUUUCCAAGGGGCCAUGCCAUCCACUUCCAUGUUAGUUCCAGGGAGUGUAUUUUUUCUUUUCUGCUUCCUGGACAGCAAAUCCAACAGGAUCAGUUUUCCUCCGCCUCAUGGUGUCCUGCUGGGGCGCAUGUGGUGCCACCACCCUGGAGGGAAGAACGGAAGGAAGGCUGGACGCGCUUCGUGUGCUUCAGCGACACGCACAACUUACAUGGGAUGAUUCCCCAGGAGCACAUGCCACCUGGUGAUGUGCUGCUGCACGCGGGAGACUUCACAGACUCCGGUGAACUGGAGCAAGUGGAGUCCUUCAACCAAUGGCUGGAACGAUAUCCCGCAGAGGUGAAAGUGGUCAUUGCCGGAAACCACGACGUGACCUUUGAUGAGGACUACUACUUGGCCCGUGGCGCUCGGCGAUUCCACAAGGGAAAGCCGUACGAUUGCAGCAAGGCCAGGGGCUUGCUGAAGUCCUGCACCUAUCUGGAAGACUCUUCGAUCGAAGUGCGGGGGUAUAAGAUUUUUGGCUCUCCAUGGCAGCCUGACUUCUUCGAUUGGGCCUUCAAUCGUCCCAGGGGACAUGAGCUGAGGAAGAAAUGGGAGGCCAUUCCCGAGGACACGGAUAUCCUUUUGGUGCAUGGGCCGCCUGCGGGGCAUGUGGACAUGACCUCGCACGAAGGGCACGCAGGAUGCGAAGAGCUCCUGGCAGCAGUCCAGGCACGAGCCAUCGCGGCGGUGGUGGCGGGGCACCUCCAUACGGGCUAUGGCACUUCCGCUGACGAGGUCACGCUCUUCGUGAACGCCUCCACCUGCACAUCCGAUUACAACCCCACCCGACCGCCCAUUGUCUUCGAUCUGCCCCCCAGCCAUGAGCUACGAGCUGCCACAAAUGCGGCGGCACGUGCGCGGGGAGGAUCGUAG
Messenger RNA from Durusdinium trenchii, 1029 nucleotides. NCBI's taxonomy places the organism in Eukaryota, Dinophyceae, Suessiales, Symbiodiniaceae. The record is from the annotation of a GenBank genome assembly.